AUCUCAGGAGGGGAACAUGUGAGCAGGGAAUGGGUGACUGGAAACAGGAUUAUUGCUCUACACAGCAGAGAGACGCAGGAGGGACCCGGGACAGAAGAGACACUGGGACACUGUGACAACUCCGUGGAUUUCCUUCCCUCCUUCUGAUAUUUUACGCGUCAGAGAAAAACGGUGGAUUGUCUGACCAAAGAUGAACACCAUCGUCUUUAACAAGUUGAGCAGCCAGGUUCUGUUUGAGGAGAAAGCGAAGGAGGUGGAAAUGAGCAGCAGAAAUUAUCUAGAAGUGAUCGACGGACAGCAUUCAGACCUCCUCUCCAGCAACCAGACCAUCAGAGACAACCAGGCGAUCAGACACCGGCGGAGCGGGGGUCGUCCCAGUGGUGGUAAAGUCCGACACAAACGUCAGGCCCUGCAGGACAUGGCGCGGCCGCUCAAGCAGUGGCUCUACAAGCACAGGGACAAUCCCUACCCCACCAAGACAGAGAAAAUCCUCCUGGCACUCGGCUCCCAAAUGACGCUGGUUCAGGUGUCCAACUGGUUCGCCAAUGCUAGGAGGCGACUGAAGAACACAGUGAGGCAGCCAGACCUGAGCUGGGCGCUCAGGAUCAAGCUGUACAACAAAUAUGUUCAGGGGAAUGCAGAGAGGCUGAGCGUUAGCAGCGAUGACAGCUGCUCAGAAGAUGGGGACAACCCUCAGAGGACACAGAAUAGCCCCGAGGAGCUCAACAAGCCCAUGUACCAGAGUGUGAUCAAGAAGGAGGGCUCCUCCAUGGUGGGGAUGGCCAUGGGCAUGGGCAUGGGCAUGGGCAUGAGCAUGGGUAUGGGCGCGGGGCUGCGUUCGGCCGCCGAAGCCGCCUCACUGGCAGAGGACUACGUGUCUCCACCCAAGUACAAGAGCAGCCUGCUGCACCGUUACCUGAACGACUCGCUGCGCCACGUCAUGGUGGCCAACGCCGUCAUGGACGCUCGAAAGAGAAACCACUCCGGCUCUUUCAGCUCCAACGAGUAUGACGAUGAGCUGCUCUCGCCGUCCUCCUCUGAGGCUGAGGCGAACUUUGUUUAUCGGGCUGAAACCACAGAGCAUGGAUCAAGUAAAUGUGACAGCUCGCUCAUCAGCAGCAGCGGUGGCCCCAGAGCCACACAGAAAGAAAAGGCGAAAGGCAAAGACGAGACAUACUGGAAGGAGAUCAACGCCGCCAUGGCCUUGACCAACCUGGCACAGGGGAAGGACAGUGCCUCCGGGACCACCAGCUGCAUUAUCCAGAAGUCCUCUCAUAUAGCAGAGAUCAAGACUGUCAAAGUGCCGCUGGUGCAGAAAUAUUAGCCUGGACGUCGUCCUCCCGUCCCCUCUAUGCAAACCAGCAAACAUUCCUGUUUCAGCAAACUCACCAGAGUCCAAAUAAACUCCCCCCUCCCCACCCCAAAAUGAAAAGAACUGUUGUUUAGGGAGGGUGGUCGUGGGGUGGGGGUAUUUGAAGUCAGGAAGUGUGAGGCAGAAAAAGAACUUUCAUUCUUUUUGGUUGUUAUUGAUGUCUGAAAAAAAAGGUUCAUAAGAGGCCUUGGCUAUCUUCUCUUUUGCGAGUACUAGUUUUAGCAGCAGUAUUUCCUUAAAAAGAAAAAAGAAAAAAACUUUUGUAAUGUUAACUUAUUUUU
Molecule: messenger RNA, 1653 nt
Organism: Pundamilia nyererei
Lineage: Eukaryota; Metazoa; Chordata; Actinopteri; Cichliformes; Cichlidae
Gene: mkxa
Product: mohawk homeobox a
Exons: 7
Coding region: 191-1324 (377 amino acids)
Biological process (GO): cell development; muscle organ development; regulation of transcription by RNA polymerase II
Cellular component (GO): nucleus
Molecular function (GO): DNA-binding transcription factor activity, RNA polymerase II-specific; RNA polymerase II cis-regulatory region sequence-specific DNA binding
Source: RefSeq, a predicted model, not a curated record